AUGGCAAAGCUGAAGCAACCGGAGAAAUUCCAUUUUGAUCAACCUGGUGAAUGGCCAGUAUGGAAACAAACUUUUAGUCGAUUUAGAAUCGGAAGUAAAUUACAUAAAGAAGAUGGAGAUAUUCAAUCUGAAAGUUGUUUAAUUGUGGAUAUGGUGGGUCCGAUGAAAACUUUGUUAAAGACAUUUUUGGGAAAGUUUUUAAAGAUUUCUUCAAUGAAAUCAGCAAAAGAUGUCACUCAAGUUGAUUAUACCAAUAAAGAUAAUUACCUUCCAGUGGAUUUUUUAGCUAUAGGAAUGAAGGCCAGAGCUGUUUUAGCUGAUAACCAAGAUAAUCUUGAACCAUCAACACUACACAGAAUUUACAGUGGCCAAGAUUAA
Lottia gigantea (owl limpet) is the source of this 378-nucleotide messenger RNA. RefSeq lists its product as hypothetical. The record is from RefSeq and is a predicted model, not a curated record. NCBI's taxonomy places the organism in Eukaryota, Metazoa, Mollusca, Gastropoda, Lottiidae. Bases 1 to 378 code for a protein of 125 amino acids. The transcript is spliced from 3 exons.